Molecule: messenger RNA, 6815 nt
Organism: Pteropus alecto (black flying fox)
Lineage: Eukaryota; Metazoa; Chordata; Mammalia; Chiroptera; Pteropodidae
Gene: ELAPOR2
Product: KIAA1324 like
Exons: 24
Coding region: 484-3231 (915 amino acids)
Biological process (GO): positive regulation of BMP signaling pathway
Source: RefSeq, a predicted model, not a curated record
UUCCCUUGGGGCGGCCCCCAGCGGCGACUGCUUGCGUAACUUCCGGCCAAGUUGGAGCGCGAAAGAAAAUCUCGGAUUUUGGAGCUUCAGUCCCAGUUUCUGUGGUGGUGGUGGUCUGUGGUCGUCUCGUGUCCUCUCCUCCUGCUAGGAAAUCUCGAUUUUGGAGUUUUGGAAAUAUGGAAUGGAUACCCAGGACUAGAAUUCCAAUUUACAACAUUAUACCACAGGUUGAUGGCUGGUGUGGCUCACUUCGAGACUCCAUGUUGUCACUUCAGUUUUCUGGCUUGAGCUCGUUCAUGUGGCAGCAAUGUUCCAAGUGCAGCAAACAAGAAAGAUUACCACUUUGAAUAUACAGAAUGUGAUAGCAGUGGCUCCAGGUGGAGAGUUGCCAUUCCGAAUUCUGCAGUGGACUGCUCUGGCCUGCCUGACCCAGUGAGAGGCAAAGAAUGCACUUUCUCCUGUGCUUCUGGAGAGUACCUAGAAAUGAAGAACCAGGUAUGCAGUAAGUGUGGCGAAGGCACCUACUCCUUGGGUAGUGGCAUCAAAUUUGAUGAAUGGGAUGAAUUACCAACAGGAUUUUCCAAUGUUGCGACAUUCAUGGACACUGUGGUUGGCCCUUCUGACAGCAGGCCAGUUGGCUGUAACAACUCUUCUUGGAUUCCUCGUGGAAAUUACGUAGAGUCAAAUCGUGAUGACUGCACUGUGUCUUUGAUCUAUGCUGUGCACCUCAAGAAGUCAGGUUACGUCUCUUUUGAGUACCAAUACGUCGACAACAACAUCUUCUUUGAAUUCUUUAUUCAAAAUGAUCAGUGCCAGGAGAUGGACACCACCGCUGACAAGUGGGUCAAACUCACAGACAAUGGAGAAUGGGGCUCUCAUUCUGUAAUGCUAAAAUCUGGUACAAACAUAUUAUACUGGAGAACUACAGGCAUCCUUAUGGGUUCUAAGGCAGUCAAGCCAGUGUUGGUAAAAAAUAUCACAAUUGAAGGAGUGGCAUACACAUCAGAAUGCUUUCCAUGCAAGCCAGGCACCUUCAGCAACAAACCAGGUUCGUUCAACUGCCAAGUGUGUCCCAGAAACACCUAUUCUGAGAAAGGAGCCAAAGAAUGCGUAAAGUGUGCAGAGGACUCCCAAUUUUCAGAGGAAGGAUCCAGUGAGUGUAUGGAACGCCCUCCCUGUACUACAAAAGACUAUUUUCAGAUCCACACUCCAUGUGAUGAAGAAGGAAAGACACAGAUAAUGUACAAAUGGAUAGAGCCAAAAAUUUGCUGGGAGGAUCUCACAGAUGCUAUUAGGUUGCCCUCUUCUGGAGAGAAGAAGGAUUGUCCACCUUGCAAUCCUGGAUUUUAUAACAAUGGAUCAUCUUCUUGCCAUCCCUGUCCUCCUGGAACGUUUUCAGAUGGAACAAAGGAAUGUAGGCCGUGCCCAGCAGGAACAGAGCCUGCACUUGGGUUUGAAUAUAAAUGGUGGAAUGUCCUUCCUGGCAACAUGAAAACUUCCUGCUUCAAUGUCGGGAAUUCAAAGUGUGAUGGAAUGAAUGGUUGGGAAGUGGCUGGAGAUCAUAUCCAGAGUGGGGCUGGAGGCUCUGAUAAUGAUUACCUGAUCUUAAACUUGCAUAUCCCAGGAUUUAAACCACCAACAUCUAUGACUGGAGCCAUGGGUUCUGAACUGGGAAGAAUAACAUUUGUUUUUGAGACCCUCUGUUCAGCCGACUGUGUUCUGUACUUUAUGGUGGAUAUUAAUAGAAAAAGUACAAAUGUAGUGGAAUCAUGGGGUGGAACCAAAGAAAAACAAGCUUACACCCACAUCAUCUUCAAGAAUGCAACAUUUACAUUUACCUGGGCAUUCCAGAGAACUAAUGAGGGUCAAGAUAAUAGACGGUUCAUCAAUGACAUGGUGAAGAUUUAUUCUAUCACUGCCACUAAUGCAGUUGAUGGGGUGGCGUCCUCGUGCCGUGCCUGUGCCCUCGGUUCUGAACAAUUGGGCUCAUCGUGUGUCCCCUGCCCCCCAGGCCACUACAUUGAGAAAGAAACCAACCAGUGCAAGGAGUGUCCACCUGACACCUACUUGUCCAUACACCAGGUCUAUGGCAAGGAAGCUUGUAUUCCAUGUGGGCCUGGGAGUAGAAGCACUCAGGACCACUCGGUUUGCUAUAGUGACUGCUUUUUUUACCAUGAGAAAGAAAAUCAGAGUUUGCACUAUGACUUCAGCAACCUCAGCAGCGUGGGCUCCUUAAUGAAUGGCCCCAGCUUUACCUCCAAAGGAACAAAAUACUUCCAUUUCUUCAAUAUUAGUUUAUGUGGGCAUGAGGGGAAGAAGAUGGCUCUCUGUACCAACAAUAUAACAGACUUUACAGUAAAGGAAAUGGUGGCAGGGUCAGAUGAUUACACAAAUGUAGUAGGAGCAUUUGUAUGCCAGUCAACUAUUAUUCCUUCUGAAAGUAAGGGUUUCCGAGCAGCCUUAUCAUCACAAUCCAUCAUUCUGGCAGACACAUUUUUAGGAGUGACAGUUGAAACCACAUUGCAAAAUAUUAAUAUAAAAGAAGAUAUGUUCCCUGUUCCACCAAGCCAAAUUCCAGAUGUGCAUUUCUUUUAUAAGUCUUCUACAACUACAACAUCUUGUGUUAAUGGCCGGUCAACUGCUGUGAAAAUGAGAUGUAAUCCUACUAAACUAGGAGCUGGAAUGAUUUCAGUCCCCAGCAAGUGUCCAGCAGGUACCUGUGAUGGAUGUACAUUCUAUUUCCUGUGGGAGAGUUCUGAAGCUUGUCCUCUGUGCACAGAGCAUGACUUUCAUGAGAUUGAGGGAGCCUGUAAGAGAGGAUUUCAGGAGACCUUAUAUGUGUGGAAUGAACCUAAAUGGUGCAUUAAAGGAAUUUCUUUGCCUGAGAAAAAGUUAUCAACCUGUGAAACAGUUGACUUUUGGCUAAAAGUAGGAGCAGGUGUGGGAGCUUUCACGGCUGUUUUGCUGGUGGCCCUAACUUGCUAUUUCUGGAAAAAGAAUCAGAAACUGGAGUACAAAUAUUCCAAAUUAGUAAUGACAACUAACUCAAAAGAGUGUGAACUCCCAGCUGCGGACAGUUGUGCUAUCAUGGAAGGAGAAGAUAAUGAAGAGGAAGUUGUAUAUUCCAAUAAACAGUCACUACUGGGAAAACUCAAAUCCUUGGCCACAAAGGAAAAAGAAGACCAUUUUGAAUCUGUUCAGCUGAAAUCCUCAAGAUCCCCAAAUAUAUGAAAAAAACAAUGCUGUAGCCUUCAGACUAAUGAACAAAGAUACCUGCUCUCUAGUUUUACAGGACUAUAGUUUAGAGCCUGUCCUUGUACCUGGCACAUUGGUAAUGUCACAGAGGAGGGCCAUGCUACUGAAAAAGGAAGGAGGUUGAAAUGUUUGAUUGCCUUAUCACGUGGUCAAGUUUCUUGCCAAAAAUAAGAAAGCAAAUGGUUUGAGUCUCAACUGAAGAUGAAGCUCAACUCAGGAAGAGAUUUAUCUGUAUAUACACAUAACUGAAAACCAAGGUUAAGCCCACCAGUGCACUAUUGAUGCAUGCCAUAUAAUUAAUGCAUAACUUUUAUUCUUUAUAACUUCUACAUAAAAAGUGUGCUUUGGAGGACAGAUGUCAGCAUAUGCAUUGUGAUCCCAUUUGUCUUUUCUUUGUUUAUAUAUUUGAAAAGAUUUGAAAAAUUUUUAAAGGUAUAGUUAUUUUUCCCAUUAUUUAUUUUCCUGACAAGACCUUAAAACAUCUUUUCUAUUAAAAAUGGUGAACAAAGAAAGACAAUAAACAUUUCAUUUUCCCAUAGAGUAUCUUUCUGGAUUUCAGAAGCCUAAGUAAGCAGUGAUUUUUUAGAAAGAGCCAGCAGGUGUUUGAGUUAUCUAAACUUAUAAUCACCUUUGAAAUACCAUUUAUUCUUGUUGGAACUGGUUAGGUGAACUUGACUAAAAAUGUUGAAGUAAUCUUUAAAAAAUAAAAAAAUGACAAGGAGACGCCUUAACUUUCCAGUAAUACAAAUAAGCGACAUUAUCAUAGAAGUCCAAUGGCUUAAGAUUAUGUAAUGCUUGAAGUAUAAUUUAAAACGAAGGGGAAAGCUUGUUUAUCACGUUGCAAAACCAUAAACAGGAAAGUGGAAUGACUUAUGAACAACUACAGAUAACUGUACAAAGGUAUUGGAAUAAUUUUGUGGUCUCCAGAAAAUGGUGCUGGGAUAUUUGUCCUAUGUCUAGCAUCAAAGGUUAUAUGACUAUUAUUCUCCUACAAGAUUUUGAAGGUUAUGACUUCCAUGGAAGUUUUUAUUUUUUAAGUCAAUAAGGAAGGAAUUCAGUUUUGGAAAAUUACAUAUAAUUGUAUUCAUAAUAAGAAUGUGGUUGUACCAUAAGCAGUUAUGAAAUAUGUGUUGUUCUUAUUCAAAAGUGAUUCAGAUAAUUGUGAUAUUUCCUGUAACAGACAGGUUACCAGUAUUAGCAUGUCUUAAAUAUUAUUUGUUGAAAGAAGUUUGAUUAGAUUUGACCAAUUUUGUGUAACACUAAUUGUUUUAGAACUGAGAAGGAGGAGAGUUUCCUUCCCAUUGAUGAUCGAAGGUACUUUGGUUUGUUUCCAAUAAACAGUUAUCUUUAUAGAUGGUAAUCCAGCUUUUUAAAAAGAUGGUGCUUGGCUGAGAGAAGCAGGACUUAUGAGUAGGAUUUGUUGAAUGUUUUGCCUCACAUCUUUCAAUGAGGUAUGAUUUGUAACUUUUGAUUUAGCAGGUGAUGUCUUUAUUUUUGUGAAAACUGGGAGAAAAAUAAAUAAUUGCAUUUAUCUGGCUGGCGGAUAAAACACUGGACCGUACUGUUAUUGUUGAAUGAAUGUUUGUUUUGUGUAUAUCUUCUACUAUUGGAUUCAUGAGUAUAGGUGAGGUUGCCAUUAUUUUAUUGUUUAUUGUGAGAUUCAGGGAGGACAUCAUGUAGUAUAAAUCCUUUACAUGUUUAAUUUCUUAAAUCUUCCUAUAAAUAAAUUAUUUUGGCAUUGCUCAUUUUUAUCUUGCUAACAGUGCUGAUGAGCCUUUCCCCAUUUUGGUCAAAAUUUAAACAGAAGAAUUAAAAUACAUUUGAAAUGAACCCUUUUAGAGGAAUCCUGGCAAAGUUGUACAGCUGGACAGAGUCAGGAAGUUUCUGCGCAGUCACCUGUCACUCUCUCUUCAUCUUCGGCUGUGCUCAACAUACAUGUUCGAAGCCAUAGAGAUAAUUGGGAUUUGCUCCUAGGUAGCUUCUUUCUUCUCCUGUCACUGGACUAAAAUCUCUGACAUGUCAAAAUGCCUUAAAUUUUAAUGAACUCUCUGAAAAUGUAGUUGGUAUUGAAGAAUUUCUUUCUAAUUUUAGAUAUUAAAUAGAUUUUAUCAGCUCUGUCCCAUCUUUGGAACAGAGCUGCCUUUUUCCUUUGGAUCCCAGUGGUUGUCAUUUAUUCCAAGCACUAACAAAGUAUGACAGAAAGAAUUUUAUGAGGAAAAUAUUCAGAGCAAUCCUGGCUGUAAAAUUCACUUUGGGUUUAGGUCUUGCCUUUCCAUAGCUCAGUGGAAUAUUGAAAGAUAUAAACAACUUAAUUAUGUUUUUAUGACUUUUAAUUGAUAUUUGUUGUUUCUUUAACUCCCUAAGUGGUAGAAGAAGGUAUUUGUUAUUUUUCUAAAAGGCACAGUUUUGAAGCCUUAAAUACUUCAUUAAGUCAACUGUCACCUCUAAUAUCUCUUAAUAUCUGUCAAAACAUGUUUAAGUCAGUUUUCCACUGGAUGAGACCAUGUCUUCUGUGGAUAAAUUAUUUUAUGCUGUUUCACAAUGUGGAGCAAUUUGGUAUGUGUUCACUUGAUUUAAAAGACUGAAUUUUAUUCUUGUUGACUUUUCCCCUCUUUGGUUACUAGCAAUCAAGUUCUUUCCAGGAUUAAAAAUAUUUCAUAGUAUUUUUGUGUAGACUUUUGUCAUUAUUUUCUUCCCAAGGAGAAAAGGUGGUUUCAAUUGUUAUGUGGAAGAAUUGCUUGGGUUCAGUCACUUACCAACUGGGGUCCAGGUUCCUAGGUGGUGGGUCAUGAUCGACUGUGGUUUUCAAGACCAAUAUGGUCAAAUGUACUUUGACCUAUAUCAACAGAACUACUUCCUGUGGUAGUUCAUGGUCAUUCCUAGUGGGAGGCUAAUGUGCAGAUCAUUUCUCAUGAAAGUAAAUUUCUUGGGAGUUGGAAAGGAACGAUGACUUCAUCAUCUAGUUUAAAAUCAAUGUGUCGCUCAUGUUUAUCUUUUUACACAAAUGAUAUGUAGAGUAGACCUUUAGAGGACUUAAAAUACUCUCCCAUCUAUUUUAUAGUAAACAUGAAUAUUACCUAAGGUUUACGGGCCAAGUUCUAAAUUAAGAUUGUCCUAAAGAGAAAGUCCCAAUGAGAGAAAACUAAACAAAUAAACAAAAAAUAGUCAACACCUGAGUCAUUUCUUGCUAAAAUGGAGUUCAAAGUAACUGACCAGAGAUUAUACUCUUGCUGGAUUUUGUUUCUUUUGGUUUAACAUUUUCAGAUGAGUUCAUUUUAGGAUCAUAAAUGAAGGAAGUAAAACUUUAUUAUGGGAUGAAUAAUUGGAAAUCAAUUGCUACUACUCUUGCAAUUGAUACUAAUUGAUAUUACUAUUGCAAUUUGUCUAGAUGAGAAGCCAGCAAUCUUUUUCUGUAAAGAGUCAGAUAAAUAUUUUCAUCUUUACAGGACAUGUGAGCUCUGUUGCAGCUCUUCAGCUCUCCCACUGUAGCAUGAAAGCAGCCACAGACAAUAUGUAAAAUGAGUAUGGCUGCAUUCCAAUAAAACUUUAUGUACACUGAA